Arachis stenosperma is the source of this 1143-nucleotide messenger RNA. Its product is annotated as zinc finger BED domain-containing protein RICESLEEPER 2-like. The transcript has 2 exons. The record is from RefSeq and is a predicted model, not a curated record. Gene Ontology annotation, molecular function: protein dimerization activity; DNA binding. Lineage: Eukaryota; Viridiplantae; Streptophyta; Magnoliopsida; Fabales; Fabaceae. Bases 1 to 1143 code for a protein of 380 amino acids.
AUGCAUGAGUUAAUUUUAAAGAUUAGAAAUGCAGUUCGGCAUGUGCGUGCAUCACCAGGUCGUACUGAGAGGUUUAAAACUAGGAUUAAGGAAGCUAGAAUUCUGGAAAAAGGCACUGUCCAUUUAGAUGUUCCUACCAGGUGGAACUCUACCUUUUUAAUGCUUGAAAGUGCUUUGAAGUUUCAAAAGGCAUUUAAACGUUUGGGGGAGAGAGAUUCUGAAUAUGCUAUGAUGGCUGGUGGGAUUCCUAAGUCUGAGGAUUGGGAGAAUGCAAGACAUUUUGUCAAGUUUUUAAAAAUAUUUUAUGAGGUUACUAACAAAGUUUCUGGUUCAACGUUUGUGACAUCUUCUCAACACUUUAAUGACUUUUGUAAAAUAUUGUCUACACUUAAGCAUUGGAUGGGAAGCUUAGAUACGGUACUUUCAGGCAUGGCUAAGAAAAUGAAGUCCAAGUAUGACAAGUACUGGGAAAAUAUCAAAAACACAAACAUGAUGAUUUUCAUUGCAGUUGUUCUUGAUCCUAGGUAUAAGCUUCAAUUGAUUAAGUGGAGUUUUGAAAAGUUGUAUGAAAAAGAAGAUGCUGAAUUCUUAACUUCAAAGGUGAAGGAUACGCUUUUCAAGGUGUUUGAUAGCUAUAGGCUGUUUGGUGGUAACUAUCAAAGAUCUACUCGGCAAGAUCCUCCUGAAAUAAGCACACACGAGCUUGAGGCACAUAAAACUUCUUUUGCUAUGGAAUUUGAAAAGGAAAUGCAAUUCGAUGAGAGUGCUAACAAGAAUGAGGUGGAGUUAUAUCUUAUGGAGGCAUUAGAGAAGAGUAGCGUGCAGUUCGACAUUCUAAAUUGGUGGAAAGUGAAUUCCACUAAAUAUCCAAUUCUUGGGCAGAUUGCAAGAGACGUCUUAGCCAUGCCAGUUUCCACAGUUGUUUCAGAAUCGGCAUUUAGUACUGGAGGAAGGGUGUUGAAUAAUUAUAGGAGUUCUCUAACUUUGAUGACAGCUGAAGCGUUAAUUUGUACACAAAAUUGGCUCCGAAACUCUCCAAAACUUGUCCUUGAGGAACUCAUCGAGGAAUUGGAGAAGUUGAAAUUAGAAGUUGCACCCACUCCUGAUCCCAAUGAAGAAGAUUCUAGUGUUGAGUGUGAUUGA